Lynx canadensis (Canada lynx) is the source of this 3580-nucleotide messenger RNA. RefSeq names its product PAX interacting protein 1 (gene PAXIP1). Bases 82 to 3126 code for a protein of 1014 amino acids. Lineage: Eukaryota; Metazoa; Chordata; Mammalia; Carnivora; Felidae. Gene Ontology annotation, biological process: positive regulation of transcription initiation by RNA polymerase II. The transcript is spliced from 21 exons. Gene Ontology annotation, cellular component: nucleus. The record is from RefSeq and is a predicted model, not a curated record.
CGGGCCCCGGCCGCGCCGUUGGGGAGCGGGCCCCGCGGGGCGGGGCGGGAGCCGCCGCGGAGCCUUCCGGCAGCCGCGACCAUGUCGGACCCGGCGCCCAAAGUUCCCGAUGAGAUGUUCCGAGAGGUCAAGUACUACGCGGUGGGCGACAUCGACCCGCAGGUUAUCCAGCUUCUGAAAGCUGGGAAAGCGAAGGAAGUGUCCUACAACGCGCUAGCCUCACACAUAAUUUCAGAAGACGGGGACAAUCCUGAGGUUGGAGAAGCUCGGGAAGUCUUUGACUUACCUGUCGUUAAGCCGUCUUGGGUGAUAUUGUCCGUUCAGUGUGGAGCUCUUCUGCCAGUGAAUGGUUUUUCUCCAGAGUCGUGUCAGAUCUUUUUUGGAAUCACUGCCUGCCUCUCCCAGGUGUCGUCUGAAGACAGGAGCGCCCUGUGGGCUUUGCUCACUUUCUAUGGGGGGAACUGCCAGCUGCACCUCAACAAGAAAUGCACGCAUCUGGUGGUCCCCGAACCAAAGGGGGAGAAAUACGAAUGUGCUUUAAAGAGAGCAAGUAUUAAAAUUGUUACCCCCGACUGGGUCCUGGAUUGCAUAUCUGAAAAAACCAAAAAGGAUGAAGCAUUUUACCAUCCUCGCCUCAUUAUUUAUGAAGAGGAAGAAGAGGAGGAGGAGGAGGAGGAGGAGGAGGAGGAGGUAGAAAAUGAGGAGCAGGAUUCCCCCAAUGAGGGUAGUACCGACGAGAAAUCGAGCCCUGCCAGUUCUCGAGAAGGAUCCCCUUCCGGUGCCCAGCAGUUCUCACCCAAGUCAAACACCGAAAAACCCAAAGGGGAGUUGAUGUUUGACGACUCUUCGGAUUCAUCGCCUGAGAAACAGGAGCGAAACUUAAACUGGACCCCAGCGGAAGUGCCACAGUUAGCCGCGGCCAAACGCAGACUGCCCCCGGGAAAGGAGCCGGGCCUGAUUAACUUAUGUGCCAGCGUGCCACCCGUUCCGGGCAGCGUCUUACCCCCCGACGUCCGGGGCAGCGUAAUGGCUUCGGGACAGAACCUGCAGAGUUCUGAAAGAUCAGAAAUGAUCGCUUCUUGGAGUCCGGCGGUGCGGACGCUGAGAAACAUUACGAAUAAUGCUGACAUUCAGCAGAUCGGCCGGCCGCCAAAUGUGGCACACAUCCUACAGUCCCUUUCAGCGCCCACGAAAACCUUAGAGCAUCAGGUGAACCACAGCCAGCAGGGCCACGCGAACGCCGGUGCCGUGCUGUUCGGCCAAGUGAAGGUGGCCCCGGAGCCACACCUGCCGCAGCCCCCGCCCCCGCCCCCGCCGCCGCACCCGGUCCUGCACCUUCCGCCCCAGCAGAUCCUGCAGCUCCAGCCGCAGCCGCAGAUCCCGCAGCAGCCCUACGCCCCGCCGCAGCCACACCCCUUCCCGCAGCCGCCGCCGCCCCGCCCGCAGCCGCCCCUGCAGCCGCAGCACCCGCAGGCGCCGCAGCACCUGCAGCAGCAGCUACAGCAGCACCUGCAGCAGCAGCAGCAGCUGGCCCAGCUGCAGCGCCUGCACCUGCAGCAGCACAUGCACGCGCCCGCCGCGCCCCCGCCGCCCCCGCCGCCCCAGGCCCCGCCCCCGCCACAGCCGCAGCCGCCGCCGCCCCCGCACCCGCACCAGCACCCGCACCCGCACCAGCACCCGCACCAGCUGUUUGGACACGACCCGGCAGUGGAGAUUCCCGAAGAAGGGUUCCUCCUGGGCUGUGUGUUCGCGAUUGCGGAUUAUCCUGAGCAGAUGUCUGAUAAGCAGCUCCUGGCCACCUGGAAAAGGAUAAUCCAGGCGCACGGCGGCACCGUGGACCCGACGUUCUCGAGCCGGUGCACACAUCUCCUCUGCGAGAGUCAGGUCAGCGGGAUGUACGCACAGGCGAUCAGGGAGAGGAAGAGAUGUGUCACAGCGCACUGGCUAAACACCGUCCUGAAGAAGAGGAAGAUGGUGCCGCCCCACCGUGCCCUUCACUUCCCGGUGGCUUUCCCCCCCGGAGGGAAGCCGUGUUCUCAGCACAUUAUUUCUGUGACUGGAUUUGUCGACAGUGACAGGGACGACCUGAAGCUCAUGGCUUACCUGGCAGGCGCCAAGUACACGGGCUACCUGUGCCGCAGCAACACGGUGCUCAUCUGUAAAGAGCCUGCCGGUUUGAAGUACGAAAAGGCCAAGGAGUGGAGAAUACCGUGCGUGAACGCCCAGUGGCUUGGCGACAUUCUCCUGGGGAACUUCGAAGCGCUGAGACAGGCCCACUGCGGCCGCUACACGACGUUCAGUCUGCAGGAGCCCUUUGCCCCUACCCCGCACUUGGUUUUCAGUCUCCUGGAUGCCUGGAGGGUCCCGCUGAAGGUGUCGGCAGAACUGCUGAUGGGCGUGAGGCUGCCUCCCAAACUGAAGCAGAAUGAAGUGACCAACGUCCAGCCUUCUUCCAAAAGAGCCAGAAUUGAAGAUCUACCCCCUCCCACCAAAAAGUUAACACCAGAAUUGACCCCUUUUGUGCUUUUCACUGGAUUUGAGCCUGUGCAAGUUCAACAGUAUAUUAAGAAGCUCUACAUCCUUGGGGGCGAGGUCGCCGAGUCUGCGCAGAAAUGCACACACCUCAUCGCCAGCAAAGUGACGCGCACGGUGAAGUUCCUGACGGCCAUCUCCGUGGUGAAGCACAUCGUGACGCCGGACUGGCUGGAAGAGUGUUUCAAGUGUCAGACGUUUAUCGAUGAGCAGAACUACCUCCUCCGAGACGCUGAGGCCGAAGUGCUCUUCUCUUUCAGUCUGGAAGAGUCCUUGAAGAGGGCACACGCUUCUCCACUCUUCAAGGCAAAAUAUUUUUACAUCACGCCUGGAAUCUGCCCAAGCCUGUCAACCAUGAAGGCGAUCGUGGAAUGUGCAGGGGGACGAGUAUUGUCUAAACAGCCGUCUUUCCGGAAACUUGUGGAGCACAAGCAAAAUAAGAGCUUAUCAGAGAUCAUCUUAAUAUCCUGCGAGAACGACCUUCACUUAUGUCGGGAGUAUUUCGCACGGGGCAUAGACGUCCAUAACGCAGAGUUCGUGCUCACCGGGGUGCUCACACAGACACUGGACUAUGAAUCGUAUAAAUUUAACUGAUGGCAUCCGCACCGCGACUGGAGUCCUGGGCACGGGCCCGGCCGCGGCCGCCGUCGGGUGGACGGACCCGCUUCCUGCAGAGGCCCGCGUUUGCCAGCUGCUUUGGGAGGCAGGCGCUCUAGAGCAGGAAAACCAAUAGGAUACAUAUGCUGCAUCUUUUUAAGAUGUGUAAUUUUAUUCUGAGGAAACAUAAAUUAUGUUUUGUAUUAUAUGAAUUUAUGAGCCCACAUUAGGUUUUAUGAUUCAUUUGCCAGGUUUUUAAAUGUUUUGACAACACUGUUAACAGAACUUCAACUACAAAUAAAAUGGUGUAAAUAAAGACCUUGCUAUCUCUAAAUUAUGAUGUUAAAGAUUUGAAAUGUUUUGUACUUUGAUUAUUUUUAUUUCUUAUACUCCUUUCUUUUAUAUUGAUAUCUUGCCCACAUUUUAAAUAAAUGUACUUUUGAACUUAGAA